Molecule: messenger RNA, 1622 nt
Organism: Neodiprion fabricii
Lineage: Eukaryota; Metazoa; Arthropoda; Insecta; Hymenoptera; Diprionidae
Product: regulation of nuclear pre-mRNA domain-containing protein 1B
Exons: 5
Coding region: 113-1147 (344 amino acids)
Biological process (GO): mRNA 3'-end processing
Cellular component (GO): RNA polymerase II, holoenzyme
Molecular function (GO): RNA polymerase II complex binding
Source: RefSeq, a predicted model, not a curated record
CCACUUGCCAGCGUUAAAAUGUGAUGGCAAACUGCUGGUGUGAUUAUGUUAAUGCAAAUCUUGAUGGUUUUGUGUGCCGAUAAUUUUUAAAAAUUCGUAGAAUAAUAUAAAAAUGGCAGGUUUCACUGAAAGUGCGUUGGUGAAAAAAUUACUGGAUUUAAACCCGUCCCAGCAGAGCAUUCAGACCUUGUCGUUAUGGUUAAUUCAUCACAGAAAACAUCAUCCAACGAUCGUCAAAGUUUGGUACAAAGAGAUGUGCAAGGCCAAAAACAACCGUAAGCUGACAUUCAUGUAUCUCGCGAAUGAUGUGAUACAAAAUAGUAAAAAGAAAGGGCCAGAAUUUGGCAAAGAAUUCGGAAAUAUUCUGCCGAAGGCUUUCGAGCACAUGAAAAGAUUUGACGACAAGACAAGGGAGAGAUUAGGUAGGCUACUGCAAAUAUGGGAGGAAAGAGGUGUCUACGACAAAGUGCAAAUAACGGAGUUCAAAGCAGCUUUUGACUUAGCCGUUGAACCUGUUAAAGAACCAUCAACGCCACCACCUAAAAAAAAAAUUAAAAUUGAGGUUGAGAAGGUGUGUAAAAUAAAGAAAGAAAAAAAAGAGAGAAAAAAAUCUGAGACUGAAAUCGAGGUGGAUGGUACCAAAGAGCUGCACGUUACGCUCAGCCCACGCACACCUGCUGGGGAUCCACCGGAAACUGAAGAACUGAUCAAAGCUUUGAUGGACUUGGAGAACACAGCAUCGUCAGAUGCAGGUGUGAGAGAACGUAUUGCAUCACUACCACCCGAAGUCUCCGAAGUUUCGCUCCUUGCAAACCUAGCAGAUAGAGCAGCUGCCGAUCAACUUAGUGUAGCAGUAAAUGAAGCUGCUGCACUGUUAGCAGACUACAAUGGAAGAUUACAAGCAGAAAUGGAAGACAGAAGAAAACUGUUAACCAUGUUGAGGGAUUACACCUUAGCCCAGAAGCAGUUACUUCAACAAGCUCAAACAACAUUAGAGGACUACAAAGAGAAGUUGAAAAAGGUGUGCGCAGUACGGACAGAAGUGAAAUCACACAUCUCCAAUCUUCCCGAUUUGACGCAACUACCUGAUGUCACUGGUGGACUGGCGCCUCUCCCUUCAGCUGGUGAUUUGUUCUCGUUAAAUUAAUUUAAUUCUUGAAGAAAUACAUUAUUGUUCUAUUAAACAUUUGACGAGUCAUCAUUUCAGUGUAAUGGUGUAUUAUAAUUAAUUCACAAGUGAACCUGUAGGCAGUACAUUAAGGAUACCAAAUUCGCACAUUUUGAUACGGUUUUCCUAAAUUUGUAAGCACACGACAGAUCUGGAUCUGCCAGAUGAGUUGGAAUUAUUUUAUAAUGUAGCAGAAAAAUAAAUCGCCCACAGCCACACAACUAGUUAUCUACGGGGUGACUUUAAGAAUUUUUUGUACUCUUCUGGUGGGUUUUCUUGCAUUUUGUCGAAUAACAACAAUUUUAGAAUAACGAAGUAAUAAUAAAUGAUAUGGUCUGUAUAUGGAAAUGUAAAAUUAAUUAGAAGUGUAGAAAUGUACAACUUAUGUAUUGUUAUUGCAAAGUUAUAGUAACUGAUAGUUUGUGAUCAAAUUACAACUUUUUGUUGAGCUUAA